Messenger RNA from Cuscuta campestris, 4266 nucleotides. NCBI's taxonomy places the organism in Eukaryota, Viridiplantae, Streptophyta, Magnoliopsida, Solanales, Convolvulaceae. The record is from the annotation of a GenBank genome assembly.
AGAAAAGACUUUCUUUUUUUCUGUAAAUCUGCGAAUCCAAUUCGAAUAAUCCGACCUCGUAUGAUCCGAUCGUUUCCGUUUCAUCAUCGUCCCCGCGAGUUAGCGCUGUGAUUUCGCAAUGUCAUGGGGUUUGGGGUGGAAGCGUCCCUCGGAUGUCUUUCACCUGACUCUGAGCUACGGCACAGACGAUGUCAUUGAUGAAGCCACGCCGACUUCAUCGCGAUCGUCCUCUGUGGCGUCGCCUUUUGCCUCAUCUCCGAAGGCGUCUUUUCAGGAGGGAGAGGAUCUGCAGCAGGUAGGGUUUAGGGUUGACUUGGAUUGGAAUGCUGGUGAUGAUGAGGAUCAGGUGGCGCUGAAGCUCCAGUCCCAGGUCAUGGUGGCACUGCCUUCGCCGCAGGACACUGUCGAGAUUGAAUUGAAGGAGAUGGGCAGUGAGGGGAACAGUGGAAAUGGUGGUGAAGGGGAGGUAGGGGUGGAAAUGAGGGUGAUGAAAAGGAGAGAUCCCUUGAAAGGGGUCAUAAUGUGGAGGACUGGGGGUUCUGGCCAGCAGAUUGAUGGAAUGGGCGUGUUAUUAAAGCUGAUGCGGUCAAAUUUCUCUAAUGGAGCGGGGCUGGGUGCUGGUGGGGAAGCUUUAGUCGGUUACGCUGAGCAUUGGAGGAGUGUCACUGUUGUCAGCCUCUCCGGCAUUGGACUAACAGGGUUGCCUGUAGAAAUAAGCAAAUUGCCUCUCCUUGAAAGGCUCUACCUUGAAAACAACAAGCUUUCAACAUUGCCGUCUGAGCUAGGUGAGCUGAAGAACCUGAAAGUUCUAGCUGUUGACGGCAACAUGUUGAUCUCAGUCCCUGUUGAGUUGAGACAAUGUGUUGGAAUGGUUGAGCUGUCACUUGAACACAACAAGUUGGUUAGGCCGCUUCUUGAUUUCAGGGCUAUGACUGAGCUUCGUGUUCUGAGGCUAUUUGGUAAUCCUCUAGAAUUUCUUCCUGACAUAUUACCACUGCACAAUUUGCGCCACUUAUCUCUUGCCAAUAUUAGGAUUGUGGCAGAUGAUCAUUUAAGAUCUGUAAAUGUGCAGAUAGAGAUGGAGAAUACUUCUUAUUUUGUUGCUUCUCGACAUAAACUCAGUGCCUUCUUCUCUCUUAUAUUCCGCUUUUCUUCUUGUCACCAUCCUCUGCUAGCAUCUGCCUUGGCAAAGAUAAUGCGAGAUGAGGGAAAUCGUAUAGUUGUUGGAAAAGAUGAGAAUGCUGUGAGGCAGCUCAUAAGCAUGAUAACUAGUGAAAAUCAACAUGUGGUAGAACAAGCUUGUUCUGCACUUACAUAUCUUGCCUCAGAUGUCUCAGUGGCAAUGCAAUUAAUGAAGUCGGAUAUCAUGCAACCUAUUGAAAGAGUACUUAGAUCUUCUGGGCCUGAGGAAGUUAUAUCUGUUUUGCAAGUUUUGGCAAAGUUGGCAUUUGCAUCUGAUACCGUAUCUCAAAAAAUGUUGACCAAGGAUGUAUUAAGAUCGUUGAAACUAUUAUGUGCUCAUAAAAAUCCAGAGGUACAAAGGUUAGCUUUAUUUGCAGUUGGUAAUUUAGCUUUCAGCUUGGAAAACCGGCGUGUGCUUGUUAUGUCAGAAAGCUUGAGGGAACUUCUUUUGCGUCUGACAGCUUCAUCUGAGUCAAACGUGAGUAAGGCUGCAGCCCGAGCUCUAGCAAUCCUAGGAGAGAAUGAGGUUUUACGGCGCGCUAUUCGAGUCAGGCAAGUGCCCAAGCAGGGUUUACGCAUCCUUUCAAUGGAUGGUGGCGGCAUGAAAGGCCUGGCAACUGUAAGAAUUCUUAAAGAAAUUGAGAGAGGCACUGGGAAACGAAUACAUGAGCUGUUUGACCUUAUCUGUGGCACAUCAACUGGUGGCAUGCUUGCAGUUGCUCUUGGAAUCAAGCUCAUGUCUUUGGAGCAGUGUGAAGAGAUAUAUAAGGACCUUGGUAAGCUCGUGUUUGCUGAACCUGUUCCAAAGGACAAUGAAGCAGCAUCUUGGAGAGAAAGGCUGGAUCAACUCUACAAGAGCUCAUCUCAGAGUUUCCGAGUUGUUGUACACGGAUCUAAACACAGUGCCGAUCAGUUUGAGAGAUUGCUAAGGGAGAUGUGUGCUGAUGAUGAUGGAGAUCUUCUCAUAGAGUCAGCAGUGAAAGGAAUUCCUAAAGUUUUUGUGGUAUCAACACUGGUCAGCAUGUCACCUGCUCAACCCUUCAUAUUUCGAAAUUAUCAGUACCCCCCUGGUACGCCAGAGGCUUCUCUUGUAAACACAGAGAAUAUAGGAACAGGAGGUGUGGGAGCUGCUACUACUGGUGCUCAAGUUGGAUUCAAGCGUAAUGCAUUUAUUGGAAGCUGCAAGCAUCACAUCUGGCAAGCCAUACGUGCAUCAUCUGCUGCACCAUAUUAUCUUGAUGAUUUUUCUGAUGGUGUGUAUCGCUGGCAGGAUGGUGCUAUUGUGGCAAAUAAUCCUACUAUUUUAGCAAUACGAGAAGCACAACUGUUAUGGCCAGACGCAAGAAUUGACUGCUUAGUUUCAAUUGGAUGUGGUUCUGUUCCGACAAAGGUCAGAAAAGGUGGAUGGAGAUAUCUGGAUACUGGUCAAGUGUUGAUCGAGAGCGCAUGCUCUGUUGAUCGAGUGGAGGAAACUUUGAGUACACUGCUUCCUAUGCUUCCUGAUGUGCAUUAUUUUCGUUUCAAUCCAGUUGAUGAGCGCUGUGAUAUGGAGCUUGAUGAGACAGAUCCUGCUGUUUGGUUGAAAUUGGAGGCUGCCACUGAUGACUACAUGCAAAAUACAUCUGCAGCUUUCAAAAAUCUCUUUGAAAGAUUGUUAGCAAGCCCACAUGAUGAGAAGCUAUCCAAUAGCUUGAAUUCUCAACGUUUCAACAAAGAAAAGAAUGAAAAAGCUGAUGAGAGUAGCCCCUCCUUAGGUUGGAGGAGGAGUAUCCUCCUUGUGGAGGCUACCAACAGUCCAGAUUCUGGAAGAGUGUUCCAACAUGCUCGCUCACUUGAAUCAUUUUGCACCACAAACGGAAUAAGGCUAUCUGUUUUCAAUGGUAUAUCGGGAACUGUUAAAGCCACAGGAUCAAGUUUCCCAACACCCUUUGCAUCGCCUUUAUUCACUGGGAGCUUCCCAUCAAGCCCUCGCUUAUACAGUCCUGAUUUUGGGCAUCAUAGGGUUGGUAGAAUCGAUUUAGUGCCACCAUUAAGCUUGGAUGAGGUUCAAUCUGGAAAAGCAGUUGUAUCACCUCCUGAUUCACCUGCUAAAUGCCAUAAUCUUUCUUUGCCCAUUCUCUCAUUGCACCAAAAACUACAGAAUUCGCCUCAGGUUGGUGUCGUGCACAUGGCCCUGCAAAAUGACAUGUAUGGCUCCAUAAUAAGUUGGCAGAAUGAUGUAUUUGUGGUAGCCGAGCCAGGAGAGCUUGCAGAGAAAUUCCUAAAGAGUGUCAAAUUCAGCCUGUUGUCAAUGCUGCGAGGAAGGAAGAGGAAAUAUGCAUCGGCCAUCACUGGUAUCUCAACUGUCGCUGAUCUGGUAUCGUGCAGACCGUUCUUCCAAAUUGGAGGUGUUGUUCACCGUUAUAUAGGGCGACAAACUCAAGUCAUGGAAGAUGACCGAGAGAUUGGUGCAUUCAUGUUUCGCAGAACAGUUCCUUCCAUACACUUGACCCCAGACGAUGUUCGGUGGAUGGUUGGAGCCUGGAGGGACAGGAUUAUAAUCUUCACUGGCAUUUAUGGUCCUACACAGUCUUUAAUAAAGGCAUUUCUAGACUCCGGUGCUAAAGCCGUCAUAUGCCCUUCCGCUGAGCCUGACGAAACACAGUCAUCAACCUUUCACGGUUCCGGAGAGUUCAAUGCCGUAGAAAACGGUAGGUUUGAGAUAGGAGAUGAAGAAAUGGAAGACGAAGAAGAAGAUAGCGAGCCGUCCAGCCCAGGCAGCGACUGGGAAGAUAGCGACCCCGAGAGAAAUGGUCGCGCGAAUAAUAAUUCUAUAUGGGACGACGACGAAGGGCAGUUGUGUCAUUUCAUGUGUGAGCUGUACAAUUCUCUGUUCCAGGGGGGUUCGAGAAUAGAUGAUGCGUUAAAGCUCUCUCUCGCCUCACAUCGGACUCUGAGGUAUUCCUGCCAUCUUCCCCCCACUGUGUAUUACUAACUAUAUUAAUUAACAUCAUACAUUGGGAUUGGUAGGCCUCUAUACUUGUUUACAAGGAACACCAUUCUACUUUUUUUUGUUCAAAAGACGAACAAAGGAAAGGGCCAUUU